Molecule: messenger RNA, 1515 nt
Organism: Aspergillus chevalieri
Lineage: Eukaryota; Fungi; Ascomycota; Eurotiomycetes; Eurotiales; Aspergillaceae
Product: FAD-binding oxidoreductase
Exons: 1
Coding region: 1-1515 (504 amino acids)
Biological process (GO): steroid metabolic process
Cellular component (GO): cytoplasm; membrane
Molecular function (GO): Delta24(24-1) sterol reductase activity; FAD binding
Source: RefSeq, a predicted model, not a curated record
AUGGAGCAACACGCAGAAAAAGUGAUCGAGAUCUCCUCGAAGGCGAGAUAUUUCCACGAUCGUUGUUGGGGAUUUCAGAUUUAUAAUGGCUCGACACAGUGUACCAGGGGGCCAUCCAAGACUCGGACCAACACCAUCGACAUCCGCUCUCUCAGCCGCGUGCUACAUGUCGAUACUGACGAGAGAGUAGCCCUUGUCGAGCCCAAUGUACCAAUGGCCAAGCUUGUCGCGGCUACCUUACCAUAUGACUUGAUUCCGCCAGUGAUAACGGGGCUCCCGAGCCUCACGGCCGGGAGCGCAUAUACAGACACAUCCGGGGCAAGCAGUUCAUUUCGACACGGGUUCUUUGACCGAACAGUGAACUGGAUCGAGAUUGUGUCCGCGAACGGGCAAGUCAUGAGGGCGUCGACGACAGAGAAUGCGGAUUUGUUUUACGGUGCCGCGGCAUCGCUUGGAACGCUAGGUAUUGUGACACUGCUGGAGAUACAACUGGUCCCAGCGAAGCCGUAUGUCCGGUUGGAAUAUCGACCUGUAUCUUCAGUGUCGCAGGCUAUAUCUGGGAUCCAGCGGUAUACCACCGACACCGAUUGCCAGUACCUUGACGGUAUUAUGUAUAGCCGUGAUAAAGGUGUCCUUUGUGCAGGCUAUUUAAGCGACAGACCCGCCGAGUCCACAUCGGUGCAACGUUUCACGCGCUUAACAGACCCAUGGUUCUAUAUACACGCGGAGGAGAUUUCGUCCAGGGGUAACCCUGCGGAGGAGUACAUCCCGCUAGUCGAUUAUCUCUCUCGGUACGACCAUGGAGGCUUCUGGGCUGGCAAGUGGGCAUUGGACAACCUCUUCCAUGUUAGUCCUAUGUAUCAUACGAUGCAUAAAGGCGGUCAUUUCGGAAAAAACACAAUCCAAAACGUUGCGGUACCUUACAAGAAUGCGCAUGAAUUAAUCGACCACCUGGAUGAUUCCUUCGGACGGUAUCCUAUCUGGCUCUGCCCAGUCCGACAAGCCACAUCCAGUCCCGACGGCCUCAAAGUUCAUGGACUAAUGGCCCAGCUUCAUCCGACAGAAUCAACUCUAAAAGAUCCCAAAAUUCUCCUCAGCAUCGGCACCUGGGGCCCGCGACCCGGAACUGAGAAGGGAUUUGGCGAAUUUGAUCGCUCAGUAGAACGCAAAGUACUUACCCUUGGCGGUCAGAAGUGGCCAUACGCGGGAACAUACUACACAGAAGAAGAAUUCUGGUCCCUAUAUGACCAGAAACACUCUGAGCAAUUACGUCGGAAGUACAAUGCUACAUACCUACCGACGUUGUAUGAGGAGUCGCGUGUCCGAAUAGCAGAGCAAGGCUGGAUGGAAAUGUGGCUGUUGAGCGGGUUGUAUGGGUUGAUACAUUCAGCUGUGCGGACGGAGUAUCUUCUUGGUCAGAAGAAGAGAUUGAAUGUAAUCUCGGGGGAUAUGGCGGCAUGGUUCAUCUUUUUGGUUGCUGGGUUGUAUUAUGUUGUGACGGGAGGUGGAAUUUGA